GGACAUACACACGUGCAGGCUAGCAUCCCGCGCACAAUUUUAUAGUUGUAGUUGCCAGCGAACUUGGCAAGAUGGAGAACGGCAACGAAAAGCUAAACAACCAUUGGGGAAGCGAUGAAUAUUUGUCGAGGGAAGCUAAGGACAAGACUGAAGACAACCUGUUAGCGGAUGAUAGUGACGCUUCGAGGACAGGACAGGAGGAAAGGGGGUUCGUCGGUUUGGAACGAAAGCUCGGUCUUGUAAGCGGAAUAUGUCUGAUCGUCGGCACUAUGAUUGGCUCGGGAAUAUUCGCAUCUCCUCGCUAUGUGAUGGAGAACAGCGGUUCUGUUGGACUGACACUAAUUGUUUGGUCGCUGUGCGGUGUUUUAGCGAUAUUUGGGGCACUGAGUUACGCGGAGUUGGGCACAAUGAUACCUUUGUCAGGUGCAGAAUAUGUGUACUUGCUCGAAGGGUUCGGUGCUUUGCCGGCUUUUCUGUACUCAUGGACUUCUGUCAUUGUGCUUAAGCCGUCGCAAGUUGCUAUUAUCUGUCUGGCGUUUGGCGCCUACGUGAUCGAGCCGAUCUUUCCCGGCUGUGGUGACCGAGAGAACCUACAGCCCGCCGUGAAACUCCUAGCAGCCAUCGCGAUAGGUGAGUACAAAACAUAAAAAUUAAGAUAUUGCGCAAUUUUGACAUUUGCAAAAAUAAAUGAGGGGACCGAAAACACCAAAUUUUUCAGAGGCUCUUGUUUCGUUUUGUCUUGUUUUACCUGGUUAAAAAACAGUAUAAACAAACAAAAUGCAAACGAAUGUUGUGUAAUCAUUCUGACGACAAGCUGAGUGGGAAUGUCAUCGACAUCUCGUUGGCGUGUUAAGGCGCACGACAGUUUCGUCGUGUUUGCUGUAACUUCUAAACAUCUUUAAAACUCUGUUAUCGGUUUCUAAUGUUACUCCCUUUUGAGCAAUUUUAGCAUGUACUAAUGCUCAAAAUUCUAGCUUUAUCACAAAACGGCAUAUUUAAUAAAAACUCCAUUUACAAUUUUUGCGUCGUUAAUUGGUUCAAUUUCUAUUCUCACACUGAUUGCAUCACGCACCCAGGCGUCGAAUGUUGCUUCGAUAUUUUCUUCGAGAACGUUUUCUAGCUCGUAAAAAUCAUCGAUUCGUGUUUUGUCGACCAAAACACUUAAGAAAGUGAAACUAAUGCGACCUCGAGUUUGUCCUAUACUUUUCUGCAGGUGCGUUAUGACUAUAAGGCUCCCUCGAUCGCAAUGUACUUUUGCUAGUUUUGGUAACUUAAAGCGCGCGAUGGGUUGUAUUUUUUAUUCGUAACUAAGGGUAUUCGUGAAUACCAUUCACAUUUAGUUUGUUUUCGAUCAGUGUGGGAUGUAAUGUCCAGAUAUCGAAACUGACAUCUAAAUGUAAGAUCGCCUUUUUUUCUUCAAGCACCUGUCCAAUGCCGGUCUGUUCGUAAAAAGUCUCAGUUAAAGUCAGCGAGAUAUCGAUUGGCCUGCCUCGACUGAUAAAUGUACAUAUCCGCACGGCAGGCAAUAAGUACAAAAAAUCCUGAAACUUGAGAUAUUUGACAGGUUGAUGAAUUAUUUGACAACUCUUUGAAUCUGUCACGUGUUAUCGAUAAGAAUAAUUUGAUGUUAACAUGCAGAGGCAACAUUGAAAGGCUGAAAAUUUUAGUGAAGAACAAUGACACAAGGUCGCCAACGAAUUUAUUGACAAGCCCUUUAGGGCCAACCAAAAAUACCAUACCAGGCUGACCUAGCCUUGAUUAUCACAACCCACAACCGGCUCUAAAUCCUUCAAGGUUGGAUCGAUAACUCCCUCCAGUACAUUUUCUCUUAGAAAUACUUGCAAUAUGUCACCUCACAAUGUUUUGAACUAAGAAGUUUACGUACUACUCAUAGACUAAUAGAAAUUUGCCAUUUGCUCAUCUCCCACAAUACACUUUCCCAAAAUUUUGCAAAACCAUUGUCUUCCAAUUUUUCUUGGGACAUCUGCACCCAGGAUAAAUGAAAAAAAAAAACAAGGGGUAUGCAAAAUUUUGUGGCGAAAACAAGGUGUAUUAUGUAUCAUUGUGCAAAUGGCAAAUUUGUUUUGUUUUUUCCAGUUAAACUCGAUAAAUAAAUUUGUUUGUAAUUAUCAAAAUAUUUAUUUUGUUUGUAAGAUGUUUUACUGCCCCUCAUCUGCUCAUAAUGUCAUACUUAACAAUUUGUAACGUCCAGUUAUUAUAAUUUUUUUUCAAAAACCGUGCUUUGUAUGGUCACAACCAUCAAGUGAAAUGCAAUAUCCUUUGUUGCUGGUUCAUCGUGCCUUUAACGGCAUAGAAGUGAGGGAUAUUGGGGUCUUCACCAUUUUCAAAAUCAGUGUUGCGCGUUUUGCUCUUAAAAUUUACAGUUUUGGAGUCAUUUAAAGCUAUCAUCAGUUUUUUCUCGUGGCUACGUUUGGUUCUAAAGAGGAAAGCAGGUUUUCUGGUGUCAAUCUAAUCUGUAGCCAGCUUUAUGAGCCAAGCGAGGCAAACACGGCGUUUCGCGCGAAUUGCGAGGCGAUUUUUCUCCUCCACCUCGCCUCGUGGAUGGUUCGCGCGAAAUGCCUAUAAAACGCCUGUUAUGCAGGCUAUCUAAUCUGAAGGUGCGCACACAGGAAAAACAUAACCACUUUCUGAUUAUGUGGCGGUGAUUUAAUUGCUGGAAGUACCAUUUCUGCAGUGAUUUUUGAUGUAAACAAUUUUUGUGGUGAACAGUAGCCAAAUCAGUGUUGGAUCACAGACGUAUUUCUUUUUAUCGAUAAUUCGAAAGCGCGCGCGGAGCGUGAGAACCAGGGCGACACUCCAUUGUGCUUGCGGUCAGUAAAUCUCCCUCGGUUUUUUUUUCUAUACUCGGGCGCCCUCGACCAUCCUUCCACGCAGACGUUUUUGGGGGUUCGUCACGCGUUCCUGCCUCAAGGGGAGGAUUGCGUGACGAGCCUAAAGAACGUCUGCGCUGCGGGGAGGCUACCCCAGAGGGUCUGUGUUAUACCAAAACGUAUUCUCCUUUAACAGCAGGGAAUCAGUUGAUAGCCCGACAAUACAAAAUAUUAACCAAGCGACACCUAACCAGUUACAACUAGUCGAUAUUAGCAAAAAGCAGCAUUCUUUGACUCCUUCCUCCUUACCAGUUGGGCUUUGCAGUUGGGCAUAAUGGAAGAAAAUGAGAUGAGAAACCAUAGCUACCAUGACGCUACAAGCCAGGCUGAUUUACUGGCAAGUCAAGCCGACUGUAGUCGCGACGAGAGCAAAAUAAAUCCCGCCAACAAUCAAGCUCUUCAGCUGGAGAAGCAAGUCGGCCUUAGCGGAAGCAUUUCGCUUAUCGUAGGUACAAUGAUUGGUAGCGGAAUAUUCGCUUCAGCCAGUGGAGUGUUCAGUCAGGCGGGCUCUGUAGGUUUGACUUUAUCAGUGUGGGCAGGAUGCGGUAUUAUCGCAAUGCUUGGUGCCUUGUGUUAUUGCGAGUUGGGAACCAUGAUUCCGAAAUCUGGAGGCGAGUUUGUGUACCUCCUGGAAGGUUUAGGUGCGCUGCCCGCAUUUCUGUACAGUUGGACUUCGGUCGUCCUUCUCAGGCCGGCGCAAACGGCUAUCAUCGCCCUGGCUUUUGGAAGUUAUGUCGCCGAGCCCUUUUUUCCCUCGUGUGUCAGUCAAGAUUCGGAGCGACCAGACUUAGACGUUUUGGUGAAGAUAUUGGCUUCCCUGUGCAUUGGUGAGAGCCUGCCUGUUCUAUUUCCAGGGGGUGGAGACGGCUGACAUUUUAGACUGCCAUAGCGUGCACCACAGGCGGCACCAAGAUUACGUCUGCCACGCGGUAUCAGGUCGUUUCGCCCGUACUUAAGUCGAUUUGUUCGAUGUCUGUCGUUGUUUUAAGCCUGAAAAACGGGAUAAGCAUGAAGAUAUGGACUGCACAUGUGGAAUCCAAGCUUAACUGAAAUAACAUCUCUGAUAAGCGUUUCACCGAGUUGUAGAAUUUCAUCGGGCGAAUUGACUUAAGUCCCGACAAAACGUCGCAGGGCGAAACGACCGCAAUUCCUGCGACGUGUUAUCACUGUUUGGAGAGAAUUUUAUCUUACGUCAGUUUGUGUCCUCAGAAUUUACAAGAAGAAAACAUCUUGAAAAGUUUAUGUUAAGCCCAAGAAGGCAUGGACUUUCGUUACUGGACGACAUUAAGUCGGGUUUUUUUCUUUCCCAUCGACAAUUUCACGGAUUUCCCCCCAUAAAGAAAAGUGCCGUUAUGAAAGAGGAAUAAUCCCCAAGGAAAUUCCAUGGAGAGCUUUUAGAGUUUAUUUCUGGGUGAAUUGUUUACGUGAAUGCCUAUUCUAGACAUUUAAAAUCCGGCUCAAAAGUUUUAGUAGGUUAGAGGAAAGCUCCAAACUUUGCGACACUUUUAAGUCCCGGUCAUCCUCUGCGACUAACCAGUGUUUGACAGGAUGCAGUUUUUUGGCAUUUCCUAGCCUAAGUGGCAGGCGUUAAAAGGGGAAGGGGGAAUUUGGGCGUGCGGGGGGGGGGCGUGCGAGGGAGAAAGGAAAGGUUCCCCUCCUCCCUCCUCCCUCGGGCGCGAUCUCGCGCCCUUAUUCCCUUCCCCUUCCCUUUCGAACGCCUGCCACUCAGGCCCAACAAAAACCAUCCCCUACAGGAAAUAUAAGUACCCACACAGUUUUUUUUUCUGUCGCUUUGUUCCCUUUUCAGUCUUACUGUAAUGAAAACAAUAGAGAUUAUAGAAUACCAGCCUCUGUUUGAGUCGACUUAAAUUUGUACUUCUUUUCAUUGCAGCGGUGAUUCUGUUUGUGAAUUGUGCGAGUGUGAAGUGGGCCUCGCGGAUGCAAAUCGUUUUCACUGUUUGCAAGAUGGCGGCAAUAGUCAUGUUGAUUAUCACUGGUAUUGUUCGCCUUGGACAAGGUAAGGAUAUCACCGUUUUUGUUCUCAUAUUUAAGUUCUUUGAACUGCUCAGAACGAGAGAAUUUGCCAGCUUUUUCGGUGUUAGAGAUUUAUCCACGGUGUUGACCUAUACGCACCUUGACAAAAAUUGGGUCCUUAUUUCCAAAGGGUCCUCAACACUACCAUCUUAUCACCUCCUCUUAACUUCCCACUGAAUCAUACUGAUACCAGUUGCUCUUACAAGGGCUCUUAAACACAGCCGAUUUUCUGUGGUUUUAUUUUUAAUAAGACUGUAAGUUUCGAUUUUAAUUCGUGCUUGCAAACUAGCGGCCAUUUCACUGAGAUUUAGUGCCAUGUGUUUCAACGUGCUCGAAUUUGAUGAUUUAUCGGCGAUUUCAAGUUCGAAGGUAAGAAACAACAUAAUCGAGGCGAACUGUUUACAUCGCAUGAAGCGUUUUAACACGCAGCGUUUUGGCGGACGUUAAGCGCGGAAAAACACAUUACCCAUGGUUGCCACAGGUCGGGAAAUGGUCAGGGAAACAAAUUAAAAAAGGUCAGGGAAAAGUCAGGAAAUUUCACUUCGAGUCAGGGAAAAUUUAAGCCUUUGAAAGAAGUCAGGGAAAAGUGACAUUUUAAGAGUACAUUUGUACAUUUUACGGACGUGAAUUGUGUUUGGUAGAAUGUUGUCCAUGAAAUUGAACAACAAGCUGAUGUUGGGUUUGAGGAAAAUCAAUCCUUAUUGCACGUUACGUGAAGGAACUAUAAAUUCGUGUACACCGCACUUGACUUUCUAAAAGCGUAAAUAAAUGGGUGGAAGGGAUGCCCGUGAGGGGAACAUAAUUUGUGAAAUUGUUAAUUCAGUUGGUCAGGGAAAUUUUACAUUUGUCAGGGAAGAGUCAGGGAAUUUCAGAAACCUCUGGCGCCGGUUUUUAAGGCGGAGGGAGGAAUUUCGAGGACGCGCAUACGUAAGAGGGGAGAAAAAGAGUGGAGGCCUUCUCUCCCCUUUUCCCUCGCACGCUCGUUCAGGUAGAAACGAAAUUUUCCUCAGGAAUAAUAGAGGGAGCAAAAUACGAGAGCUUUUCUUAAAAAUCGCCACCUGCGAGUAAGGUGAAACGCGAAGGGAAGAGGCAAAUUUCGUAUUUCCACACGUUCGCGUAUUUUGCUCUCUCUGCCAUUUUCGCGGGUGGCGAUAUUCAUUACAACAAGCGUGUUAAAAAAAAUUCGCUCUCUUUUUUAUCCCCAAAGUAAAUGACAGUCUACUUGUAGUCUAGAGAUUCUACUAAAAAAUCCAUUGCCGCUAAAAACUGCUUUGAAACAACAUCCGCUUAAAAGUUGUUUAUCAUCUUUAUUUGAAGAUUUCUCUUGGUGUUAUUUUUCACAGGAUACACAGAAAGUUUUCAGAAUUCGUUUAGCGGUACAACAAGCAGAAUUGGUCUUGUGGGAUUUGCGUUUUACAAUGGUUUGUGGGCCUAUGAUGGCUGGUAAGUCAGUUCUUUAAUCUUUUUCUGCUAGCAGUGCUAGGAUGCUCUUGGCGCCGGUCUCCGUAGUAAACUACUGAACAACUUUGUAUUUGAAUACCUAGGUCACGUUGUUUGCACGAAAAAUUGAUUCAUCAAAUAAGCGCCUCUACUCAAAUAAGCGCCCCCUUCAAAUAUUCGCCCUCUCCCACGCCUUAUCCUAAAUUUGAGGAUGUACGGUGUGUUUUGCUGAAUUGGUUUGUUUCUUCACCAUUAUUUAUAAAUUUACUUUUUUUAACGUACAGGAAUAAUUUGAACUACGUCACGGAAGAACUGAAGAAUCCUUACCGGUAAGACACUAAUAAUAAUAAUAAUAAUUAUUAUUAUUAUUAGUGUGAUGAUGAUGAUGAUGAUGAUUCAGUUACUUAUAUAGCACCAGAUUCUUCCAUAAAAAUGAUCAGAGGUGCUUUACAAUAAUUCACCUAAAACUCAUUACAAAAUAAUAUAAAUAUACUAUGUAAAAUGUAAUAUAAUAAGAAUAAAUUACUAGAUCAAAUAAUCUUAAUAAAUAAACUUAAAAGACACAAAUAAUUAACUCAGAUCAACUGAGAUGCAUAGUUAACUGACCAUAUACAGUUUUGCGAUGUUUCUGGCAGGAAGCCAUUUUCUAUUCAUUUCUUACGUUGUCAAGCGAUUUAGCCUUUGAAGUAGCGUCAGCAUCAUGGCCUUCCCGUUUUCAUUAAUUUCAACCUGUAAAGGCAUCUAUCCUCCCCACUCCCAACCCCUCGAAAACGUGAGUUUUGUGGACGUUUGACUCUUAUUCGCUGUGAAACGUUUGGAGCUUCCGGCGGCUCGCGGCUUGCGCGUCCGUUUGAGUGAUAGUGUGAUAGGGAUGCAAAACCCUCAUAUGAUCUUCUCUUAUUGUCUUCUUACAGAGACUUGCCGCUGUCCAUUUUAAUUGGCAUUCCCCUAGUAACGGUCUGUUACGUGCUGGUAAAUAUCGCUUAUUUGGCAGUACUAACGCCCGCGGAAGUCAUGGAGUCAAGUGCUGUCGCCGUGGUAAGUAACAAUUGUCGCCUUAGGUUUAGUCUGUCUCAAGCUCUACCCGCCACCCAAGAAAUAGACUGGUGACAUUACGAUCCGACCACGGCAUUGCCGAAGAAAGCGUCGCAGAGAAACUGUCUUCACAUUCUUUCAAACCUUUUCGCGGAAUAAAACGCGAGUGCAAAAGAUCAAUGGAGGCUCGCUGCCGUCGCCGUCGUAGUUGGCCUCAUUCUGCGUUAAAACGGUGGAGAUGACCACGCGACAUUUUCCUGCCACUUAUCCCUCCAUUUAUACCGGUUUUUAACGUUCUUGAAAAAACGAUGGUAAUAACCGUGAUUAUUUUAAAUUUUAUUGUUUUGUUGUUGCUACAAGUACGGUACUUUCUAUUAACUUGAAUAUGACCAAGAGAGAUUUGUUGUUCGGAAUUUUUGAGUUGUUUCGUUUAAAAGAGUAAUUUGACCAAAUUAGAGAGCGUUUGCACUCAAGUUUAGCCCAGUGUGUCGAUGUUCCGCUAAACUUCAGUUACAGAACACAAGGGAAGGUAAACAGGAGAGUGUUAAUUCCGGUUUUUAAAUAUUGCAUUUUAGACCUUAGCAGAUCGUUUGUACGGCGUCAUGGCUUGGGUUAUUCCAAUAUUUGUUGCAUCGUCAACAUUUGGAGCAGCUAACGGAUCAGCUUUUAGUGGUGGAAGGUUGGUAUUUCAGCGUACUGAAAUUCUGCUUAUUAUAUUGGUUGAAGUCUUACCUACUGUUGCUUUCAUCUUGGCCUGGCAGCUUCAGUGAACAUGAUGAUAUAGUUACUACAUAGGGCUUUACUGAAUCGUGUUAUGGCCAGGCAUAUAUACAGCUUAACCAAUAAAGGCCUGAUAUCCUCAUACAAUUCUUCAAACAGAUCUCUAUACAUUUCCAUCAACAAUUAGUUUGGGGAAUUUGAUAGAAGAUCAAAGUAUUUUCCUGUAGGUGAUCAUUUUAUGAAUUCUCAUAACCUUUACUCUUGAUUAUGUGUCGAUAUGAUUAGCAGAAAAUUGAUGUUGAUCACUCUUGGAACUUAAAGGGUUAACUUCUUGAUUAUCCCUCCGGAUAGAUUUAUUCAUGAAUAUUUGUAAAUCAUGAUGAAGAUCCUAGGUUAUUCGAAGGUGCAUUUGAGAUUUAUUCUUUCCUAUUAGAGCUAACUUAACUUUGAACAAAUUGACCCUGUAGUUAGAGCGAUUGUCGUAUGUCCUUGAAAAAUGGUUUCGGUAAGUGUUCGUUGUUUGUUUUAUCAGCCAAUGGUUGAACAGAACAAAACAUGGACUCUUCGUUUUCCCGCCAAAGAAAACCCUAAUAUGGCGAAGGCAUUGUUCGAUUGACCAAUCGUGUUUCAGUAUGACGUCAAAGCGAUUUCUAGAAAGUUCUUCGGGCAUGAAUUUUUUGCAGCCGAGCGUUCGCUUAACCAACCAAAAGCCAGGUGCGUUUGUAUCCGUUCGAUAAACCAAUCAAAUCGCUCUAUUUCCGUUGUUUUGUUCUUUCUGUUUUGUUCGCGCGUUUUCAUUUCAAGGUCAUACGAAAUUCGCUCUGUCAUAAAAAUAAGCCCAACAACGAGAUACAUACAUUAUCUCUCGAUGUUACUGUAGAUUAGUAUUCGCCGCCGCCCGAGAAGGACAUUUGCCCAAGUUCCUUGCCAUGAUUCACACAAAGAGACACACUCCCCUUCCCGCCAUGCUGUUCACGGUAGGUCAAAAGAAUCGAAUUGACAACAGACAAACUGACAUUACUGUACGCUGGCUUCGCGGCGAGCAGGCUUGAUCAAGGGAAUUCACCCCGGGGAGGUACUCCUAGGAAUUCUUGGUGGGUAUGUGCCGCCCAGUUCUCCAAAUCCUGACCCUAUUUCAUACCAAAAACUGUAAUUUUCUACACCCGUUUUCAGACCAGACCUCUAAAAUCCAAACCCUUUUUCAGAUCUGGCCUUCAGACAGAAAUUAUGUCAUCAUUUUUUAGAUUAGAGCGCAAACAAACAAUUUCUCCAAAUGCAUAUCCAAUUCGCAAAUUCCUACUUCGUUCUUAUUCAUUUGGAGUUGAAACGAUAAAUAAGUUCAUACACCCCCGUAGUUCCAUCGAAGACCAUACCCGAUUCCAGAUCAAAAUGGGCAAAGAGUAUACCCGUUUUCAGACCAGAAAGGACAAAAAACCCUACACUUUUGGGCGGUACACGUCUAUAUGGCUUAUAUAGGGGAGUCCCCUCCUCCUGGGGGGAAUUCACCCAGCAGAUAAGUUGGGCCAGCCUAUGGGUUAUCAGCUCUGGUAUCUCAGCUUUACCGCUUUUUGUUGCUGCCGGAAUGCAGGAAAGCAUUUUUUCUGCUAUACAAUAAAUUCUGUAUUAACAACGCUAGUUUCCGUGAAAAUAGGCUAGAUAUUGCUCGUUCUUUUCUCUCUCUUUCUCUCUCUUUGUUGUUCUUUUUGCAAGAAAAGAACUUGGAAAAUAUCCAGCCUUCCCGACAUUAUAUUCUCAGUGAAAUAUGCUCCUUUCUGCAUUUUAUUUUGGUUCUUGUAAAUCUUCCUAAGUCUAGCUUAGGAAGAUUAUCUUAGGCUCAUUCAGUUAUUUUUCGCGACUAUGUUAUGAACUGAGAACCCGUGUUCGUUAAAUACAGUCGACUCUCUCUUAACGGACACCUCUAGAAGACGGACACCUCUGUAAAACGGACACUUAGAGUUGGUCCCUGCCUUUCUUUACUCCCUUUAUUUGACUCUCUAUAAGACGGACACCUCUCUAAGACGGACACUUGGAGCCGGUCCCAAAGGUGUCCGUCUUAGAGAGAGCUGACUGUACACUUUUGUAAUAUAACUUUAUAACUUUCCUCCGCAGAGGCCUCUUUGUUUCGUAGGGAGGCUGGGGAGAAGCAAAAUCAUGCGGGGGACGAUGGGAAGGGAAAAGAAAGGAAGCGAGGCCUCGGUUCCCGCCAUUUCCCCCUUCCCAUCGUCCCCCGCGCGCUUUUCUUUUUUCGAUUAUUGCAAUUUUUACUGUUGUGAUACCCAGCAGCAACCUCUGUGGAGGAGGGAGUGAUAACUUAACAUAUUCGGCUACCAUUUCACCGAUCUUUUCACACUUAUCGCUCACUAGCCUCCCACGCAGACGUUCCUAGGGCUUCCUCACGCGUUCCUACCCUACGAACGUUCGUUCCUUCUGACGAAGCCUUAUAAGAACGUCUGCGUGGAAGGCCAGCCAUUCAACUUUCUUCAGAUAGUUUUUCGUCACUUUUCCCUGUUUUGCUUUUUGACCGCAGAGUAUAAUUGCCUGGAUCAUGUUACUGCCUGACUCCAGCUCUUUUGAGACGCUAAUAAACUACUUCAGUUUUGCUGCUUGGGUUUUCUAUGGUGUCACGGUGUCUGCUCUCAUUUGGCUUCGUUAUCGGAAACCUGAAAUGAAACGACCCUAUAAAGUGAGUCAUGUUGCCUUAAUAAUUAAUUACGCUAAGGAACCAAGGUCCUCGAUGAUUGGUUCCUUGUGUUAGGGCAGGGGGGUGGGGCAAGGGUAAUAGAUAGGGAAGCCUGAAAGCGAGGCUCAGGCGGAACUAAGUUGAGAGAAAGAGAAAAAAGACAUCCUGAAGGUCUUGGGAAAAAUUGUUAUAGAUCAAGGAAAAUUAUGGAAAUCUGAAACGCUAUUGCAACACAACAAACGUUCGGAUGGAAAACUAUAGCAACUGAAAAAAUCUACUGGAAUAAGGUGUGCAACGAUUCACCGAUGCAUCGGUUUAAAGGCGAUAUUUGUUCUAACGAUAUGAGUAUCGAUAUUUCAACAAGAUGUCGUGAUAUUACGAUACAAUAAAAUUGUAUUGUAUCGUGGCCCUUGUAUCACGAUUUGUGUCAUAUCAUGUGAAACUGUAUCGUUGCAGCCAUAACCAGAACCCUGCAUUAGGUGCUGAAAUCAUUUUGAUAGGAGAGGCGUUUAUGUUGCUCUGGACAGCUUUUGCGUGGAAAUGAUAAAUAACUGAACAUACACAGUUUUAUAUCGAUAGAAAGUCUACAGGCAGUUAGGAAUAUUACAGAACGAUUGACUACCACGAACACCAGAAUGCAUGUUGUGCAACCUAAUUUUAUUUAUGAUUCUUCCUUUUUUAUGUAACGUUCUCUUCAAGUAGCAGGGUAAAAGAUAAAGAGACAUUGUAGACAGCAAUGCUAGUUUGAGGGGUAAGGUCGGUAAAGAGGCAGCUAAAAGUAGGUUAUGUACUCCUUGGAAGGCUAGAGAUAGGAAGGGCGUGAUAGAAGAAAGGAAGACUGAUCACUGGAAAUGAAGUGGAAUGACAUGGAGUCUCAGCUAUUCAGUGAGAAGCAACAAAAGCUGGAGGACAAGCCAACCAUGAUAACUGAAUAGCUACUGAAUACUGAAUACCUUGUUUCAAUUUGCGCGUGUCGGAAGAAACACUUAGAAUAGCAAGGUAGAAGGGCAGGAAGAAAGGAAACAGAGGGCGCGAUCCAUUCAACCAAAAUUCCAACCGGUCCGACCGGGAAAAUUGGUCGACCUUAAAAGGUCCAGUGAGUUUUAGACGGAAAUUUCCGGAGAUUUUGGUUGAAUGGAUCGCGCCCAGAGAGACACUGGAACCUUCGCGUUCAAUAUGUCGGGUAUAGAUGCCGAGGACCCAUCAAAUGCACCUUGAGUUUCGGCUGAGUGAAAUCCAUCGAAUACGCCGCCGUUUGUUAAAUCAAUGACUAUUUUCCUUUAUCAGGUUCCAAUAGUAGUACCCAUUCUUGUCUUGCUGGCCUCAAUUUACCUGGUAAUAGCACCCUUCUACGAAGCGCCUCUGGAAUCAUUCUUCUGCUUGCUCUUCAUUUUGGCUGGAAUACCUGUCUAUCUUAUUUUUGUCUAUUUUGACAUCGUGCCUCGAGGCUUCUUUGCGGCAAUUGGUAAGUUGUUCUUUCUGUCUUUAUUUAUUUAG
This is a messenger RNA of Porites lobata, 12297 nucleotides long. NCBI's taxonomy places the organism in Eukaryota, Metazoa, Cnidaria, Anthozoa, Scleractinia, Poritidae. The record is from the annotation of a GenBank genome assembly.